Messenger RNA from Amborella trichopoda, 1354 nucleotides. The record is from RefSeq and is a predicted model, not a curated record. Lineage: Eukaryota; Viridiplantae; Streptophyta; Magnoliopsida; Amborellales; Amborellaceae.
AGGGUAAACGGUAAAGAAAGGAAAAGAAAGGGUUUUGGGAGCCGACAGGAAGAAGCACGUGCGGGUGUCCCAACCCCAAUUGAAAGCAUGGACUAGAGAAGGAGAGCUUCCCCGUUCAAAAACAAGUGUAUAUUGAGAGAGAGAUUCUUGUACUGGUUACAGAUGGCGUGCCACGGCUUAACAGGAAUCCAUUGCCCGUCGGCGAUGAGUGAUUGAUGCAGAUUGCUUCAUUUUAUCCUCCGGACUCAAGGCUGCGCUCCCUCGGACCAGGAAGCCCGGUGCAUGAAAUGUGGUCUGUAGAGAUGAACAAGAAUGGAGCGCCCGCGCUCUCCUCUACUUCAUCAUCGUCUUCUUCGACGCUUCAUUCACCCCCGAGGUCGAACAGGAAAACCAUGGAGGAUGUUUGGAGGGACCUGAACCUGACUCUCCUUCCUCGCGAUGAAGGGCCCAAGGGAUUCAGAGAAAUGAUCCUCCAAGAUUUCUUGACAACCGGCAACGACACACGGCGAGCACAGCAAGACGAGAUCCAUGUCGAACGUCGCGGCGGGCCUCAGAACGUUGCUGCUACUAAUCUCAGUUUGAUCACUGGCUCUGACCUGCAUUACCUUGACUGGCUUAGCUACAAGCCUGCUUCUGCUGUUCAGGAGGAGGAGCAGCAGCGGCCGCCUCACGUUCUUGAACCUGGGGCAGCUGCCCCCUUUGUUGCUCCAGAGAGUGCAGCCGGAUUAGGGCUGUGCAAGAAGAGGUUGCCACCGGAUUGCAGAGAGGAGCAGAGUGUGGACCGGCGCCACAAGCGCAUGAUCAAGAACAGGGAGUCUGCCGCUCGAUCCAGGGCUCGAAAGCAGGCACACCCACUCGCUAUUCACAUAGCUAAUCCCUCCGUAUUUCUUCUCUCUACUUUUAAUUGCAACGACAACAAUAAUAAUGGUGGUAUUAUUUGUUUUCAUGUUAACUUGGGAUGUGCACAGGCUUAUACCAACGAAUUGGAGCUGGAAGUGGCCCAUCUCAUUGAGGAGAAUGCGAGGCUCAGAAAACACCAGUUAACUUUUGCAAACCCAACUGCCGCUUUUCAACAUGGGAAAACGAAGCCUGCCACUCUUCGAAGGUCCACAACUGCGCCAUUUUGAAAGGGCCUAGGAUCAUAUCAUAUAUGAAUGGGAUGGACAUAAAUAGCUUUUCUCAUUCCAUGCUUCCCCCCCUAGGCUUUUCCUCCUCUUUUUCCAACUUAAUGUAUGUAAACAUGUACCCUUUGGUAAAGUUUGAAUGAUGCAAAGAAAGAAAGAGCCUCUCUCUCUGUUUAGCUGCCGCUGUUUCAGAACAAACACAGUUAUUAAUAGAACUGGCGAUUGUGUUC